Cavenderia fasciculata is the source of this 279-nucleotide messenger RNA. RefSeq lists its product as uncharacterized. The transcript has 3 exons. The record is from RefSeq and is a predicted model, not a curated record. The coding region runs from base 1 to 279 and encodes 92 amino acids. NCBI's taxonomy places the organism in Eukaryota, Evosea, Eumycetozoa, Acytosteliales, Cavenderiaceae.
AUGGUUGGGUUCCGUGUCAUCGGCAAUAUGGAAAAGAAAGAGAGAGAAAGAGACAAAAGAACCAACCAUAUUAUACUAUAUUUUUUUUGUAAAUUCGUAGGAGCAACAAAGGUUUAUAGUUAUAUAGUUGGCUGUGGUUUAAACAUACAAACAAAUCAACACAAUAAUAAUAGUAAUAGUAAAAGUAAGAAUAUACAGUUAAUCAAAUCAACAUUUCAUUGUAAAUAUCCAUCAACAAGAAAGAAAGAAAGAGAUCAUCAAUCAGCUGAUAGAGAAUAG